AUGCCUAGCGCAGAUACGAAACGCAAGAAGAACGAAAAGAAAAAUGCUGCUAAUAAUGCUGCUGCCAGCAACCGAAAUAUUCCGGGCUACAACCCAAUCCAGACAUCAAGUAGCUCGAGCAAUCAAGGGAGUCAGCUCUCGGGUCGAGGAGUUGCUGUGACACCCUCAGGGCUCCCUCCCACGCCCACGGGCUCAGUAAGCCAGUCCUUGGCCACGCAGCUCAAGCUGCCUUCUGGCACUACUGGUUACGGCAAGAGGAACGAUUCGUCUGCAAGUGAACCAGCUGGGGUCAUUGCUCCCGCUAGAUUCCAGAACUCCAGUACUGCUUCUGGGUACUCAGGUACAGCAGCCGUUACCACAGGAUUUCAAACAACCCAAUCCCCUGCUCAGCAAACCCAGGACCCUAGUCAACAAAAAGGCAAGCAGGCCGCGUCUGGAAAUGCCGACCAACAUGACACAGCUGACACUACACAAUCUGCCCACAUCUCAUUAACAAGUGACCAUAGAACACGACCUACCGAGGCUAGGCAGUUGAACACAAACCAUUUUCCAAUCAGUAUCAACGCGCAGGUUUUGUACCAAUACUCCCUGGAUAUCAAGCAAUUGCCUAAGCCACCAUGCGAACGUAGUGGAGCUGCGGGAAAGCAAAGAGAGGUAGACAACUCCUCCAACACUACCGAUGGUGAUAAUAAAGAAAAGAAGAUCUCAGCACGUAUCAAAAGACGAGUCAUCCUGCUGUUGCUGAAGGACAUCCGUUCACAGCACCCCGAUAUCGGUUUCGCCAGCAACUUCAAAACAGAUCUUGUCACUUCCGCGUCGAUCAGUAACAUACUUGUUCAGCAGCCAAUCACCGUCGAUUACUAUGACGAAGAUGAGGUGAGGCCCCGAGCUGAGUGUAACAAGUUUGACAUCACAUUUGGCGAAGAAAGGGUUGUACCGGUGGAUCGCAUACUUCAAUACCUCAGGGGAGAUGGUCCACCAUUCGCGGGAUUCGCUGAUGUAGGGGCCGCCCGCAGUGCUCUCGGUCAAGUCGAGAGUGCCCUGAACAUCAUCAUAAGCCAAAAGCCAAAUGAGUUGAUGGAAAGAACGCCAAAUCAGCAGCGUCAGCCCGGAGUCACGUUCAACGGAGACAAGAAGUUCUACGACGUGCCGGAGCACCUCGACUUCGAUCAGAGUGAUUCUAUGAGGUCAAAUCGAAAUCCAAUUCGCGACGGUUAUGCUUGGGAUCUCCGAAAGCCUGGUUUCUUGCUUGCACUAUCAGGAUAUUUCAGGUCUACCAGAGGACUUCAUCAAGCAUCAAACCCGUUAUUGCUCAAUAUCAACACAACCACAGGUUGCUUUCACUAUGGCUCACGCGAUCAGAUGAAAACUGUCAACCAACUCAUCAGGGACUUCCGUUCAACAUCACAACCCAGCUGGGAGCACACAGAAGACUUUGUCAAGGGUCUACGUGUCAUGACUACUUAUCGGCGAGCAAGCCCGGCACUGCAGAAAAAGUUUCAAGACGAUAGUAUUGGGGAGGUCAGGGAAUCAAUUUUCACUAUCGCAGGUUUGCCACUUACAAACAAGAAAGGCAUGAGCACAUACUGGCACGAUCAGAAUGAGCCAACCUCGGGCAACGUAAGCUUCCUUGACAGCAACGAAGUCUUCACGUCUGUCCACACCUAUUUCAAUACUACACACAAUGCGGCUGUAGAUGCUUCGGAUUUCGUGGUGCGCAUUGGCUCGAACAACUUUCAGCCCGCUUCAAAGUUGCGAGUUCUUCCAGGUCAGUCAUACAAGGCUCAUGCAGAACCGAUCAUACAGGGAUCCAGACCUCCCGCAGAAAAUUGGAAUCUGAUCACAGGUCGUGGCUUGUCUAUGUACAGGUUAGACCCGUUGAAAACCCAGCAUUUUGGCCUCACCCAUCCGAAUAGUGCGAAUGACGCCUUGCGAGUUGGUUACCACAAAUUGGAAUGGCCGCCGUUCUUUUAUAGGACGCAAGGAGCACCAACAGCGCAAUCGUUGGUAACAACACUGAAAACGCCAUCAUGGGGUCUCAGGAACCAGCAAUUUGCCAAAGGUGCUGAUGUGAGUGGGGAUUGGUCGUACGUCGAGCUCUACAAUCCCGGAUCCGGACACCAAUCGAACGACAUGGAUAUCUGGAGAACAGUCGAGACUUUCGACAAUGAUCAUGUUGGCAAGUACGGUCUCAAAAACGCCAACUUGACAUAUAGCGAGCUUGACUGGGACCACCAUCGGAUAGGUUUGGACGGCAACCUCCUAACGGGAUUGCGUGCAUUUCGCAACCGCUUUUCGAGCAUCAAACUUCUCCUAUUCAUGAUUGGACAUACAAAACCGGGAGAUGCCGCUCCUUUCUACAACAUCGUCAAACGUUGGGGCGAUAUUGAGGCUGACUUGCCCACAAUUUGCCUCCUGAAAUCGCUUGGCAAGAAUGGACGAGCACAAUACAGUACCAACGGGGCUCAGCUCGGAAAUCUCAUGCUCAAGUUCAAUCUCAAGACCGACGAGAGGUCUGUCAAUCAUCAUUUAGGAGUGGAAAAGAGGUCACCUCUACUCAGCAAGGGGACCAUGCUUGUGGGUAUAGACGUGACUCAUCCCAAUGGCAAAUAUGUCAAGCCCGCUCCAAGUGUCGCCGCUAUGGUAGCUAGCACUGACGAGCACUUCAAUCAAUUCCCAGCAAGUCUACGCACCAACCCCCGUCCAGAGGACGAGGCCAAGUACAGGCAAGGCCAGGAAGAAGUCAAGUGUUUGGAACCAAUGCUCGAGGAGCGCCUUGACGCCUGGCUACGCAUUAACGGAGACGCGUCUCUGCCGCAUCGUAUCAUUUUCUUCCGUGAUGGUCUCUCAGUGGAGCAAUUCGAAAUGUGCCGAAGUCGUGAGUUGGGACAACUCCAAAGAUGUAUCACCAAAAAGUAUGGUGAGCUUGGAUGUUCUAUGCCAGAGAUUCUCUUGAUCUGUGCGGUUAAGAGGCAUCACUGCAGAUUCUUCCGUCCCCUCGACAACAACAAUCGCCAUGACUUCGCCAAGCUUGACAACCCAGCCUCUGGUGUUGUAGUCUUUAACGGCGUCACAUAUGGCCAAAACGAGGAUUUCUUCCUGGUCAGUCAAGACACGAUCAAAGGUACCACCCGACCGACACAUUACGUGGUUCUCCACAACGAAAUCACAACGCUGAUGGUAAAUUCGCAGACAGGUUCAACGAGACCUGUUACCAUCUACGACAUCGCUGAAAUGGUGUAUCAAUUGUGUUGGGUUUAUGGUCGCUGCACUAAGACUGUUGGACUGGUUCCUCCAGCUUACUACGCAGAUCUUGCCUGCACUCGUGCCCGCAUCUACAUGAGUCGAGUCUACAACCCUGGACUCAGACUAAGUAGAACGGAGACAUAUGAUCCGACUACCAAUCCUGCCCACAGACUGCCUCUGGGUCCGCGCAAAGGCAGCGCGCUCAGUCACAGAAUGUACUACAUCUAG
Messenger RNA from Lithohypha guttulata, 3474 nucleotides. RefSeq lists its product as uncharacterized. Gene Ontology annotation, biological process: regulatory ncRNA-mediated post-transcriptional gene silencing. The transcript is spliced from 5 exons. Bases 1 to 3474 code for a protein of 1157 amino acids. Gene Ontology annotation, molecular function: RNA endonuclease activity; single-stranded RNA binding; protein binding. The record is from RefSeq and is a predicted model, not a curated record. Lineage: Eukaryota; Fungi; Ascomycota; Eurotiomycetes; Chaetothyriales; Trichomeriaceae.